AGGGAGGAUGCGGGACCCCACGGAACCACCGAGCUUCACCGAGUGGUCACAAGUGGUGAACGGGAGCCCAGAUUCAAAGAUAUCCACCCCAACCAUGGUUAUUCUUUUAUCGACUACUUCCUCAAGUACCUCCUGGUUCUGAGCAACCUAAUGUUCUCCGUCCUGGGCCUGCUUCUUCUCACCGUGGGGCUGUGGGGCCUCAUCAGCAAAGAGUCCUUCACCCAGGAGAAAAUCGGAAGCAUGGGCACCGACCCCAUGCUGCUGCUGGGGACUCUGGGCCUCCUGCUGGCGUUUCUUUGCCUGACGGGCUGUGUGGGCGCCUUGCGGGAAAACACCUUCUUGCUAAAGUUGUUUUCCGGAAUGCUUCUGGUGAUCAUCACGGCGCAGGUUUUGGCCAUCAUCGUGGUGUACAAUGUGCAACAAGAGAUCGGGAACGUCCUACGGUCAGCCAUGUUGGCUGCCAUGGCUCGCUACCAGGACGACCUGGAUCUGAGGUUCAUCACAGAUGAGAUCCAGUCCAAUCUGCAGUGCUGUGGGGCGGAUACUUAUCGCGACUGGGAGGUCAACAUAUACUACAACUGCUCAGCUCCAGGAGUUCUGGCCUGUGGCGUUCCGGCCACGUGCUGCAUUGACCCACUGGAGAACGGCACAAUGUGGAACUCUCAGUGCGGCCUGGACGCCCAAACGCUGGAUGAGUUCAGCGCACAGAGCGUUAUCUUCUUGGGAGGGUGCCUGGGGAACAUCUCGCGGUGGUUGGAGCAGCACCAGGGCUUGAUUGGGACCGUGGCGCUGGUCCUACUGGGAGUCCAGGUUGUGACUGUGUAUGUCACCACACGACUCCAACAGAGGAUCCAUUGGCAUAAAGUCAACGCGUAACCACAUGUCAAUUUGAACUUUGUGCUGAUAUUUCAUGGGGAAAAUAUGCAAAAGUGACUUUUAUUGCAUGUACUACACCCAUAUUUGUGUCUUCAAAAUGUCUGCUCACCCAUCAAGUGUGAAAUUACACAACCAAGUACUUUGUGGGGGGUGGUCUGCCUCUUUCUGAAAAUAUGUCAAGAAGAAAUCUGCUCAGUUUGUGGGCCCCUUAUUUCUUUACCUAUGACUUGGCAGCUACCCGGGCAAAGAGCCACCAUUUUAUUCUCUCCCAAAUGGGAGCAAGCCGCAGAUACCAAUCAAAACUACUGUGGUAGCAUUUUCUGACAUGCAAUAUAAUGGUGUAGACUAAUAGUUGGCCUCACAGUUCUGAGAUUCUGGGUGCAUAUUUCCUCAGUGCUUGUGAGGGUACUUUGUAUUACUGUAUGAUGUGAUCCCCCCUAACUCUCACACACUGCAUGGGGUCAUUUAUGUAAGGGUGUACGAUGUGUACAACUCAUGUAGUAUGCACUCACUGGAUUAAGACAAGAAGAUAAGAAAACCUUUAUUUGUCUCACAAUGGAGAAAUUCACAAUUAGGAUAUAAAGCUGUCCUCCUCAUGACUUUUUUCUGCACCUAACAUACAAACACAAUCGGCAGUCUCCUCCUCAUAGGUUGCAUUUGUAUUCAUACG
Hippocampus comes (tiger tail seahorse) is the source of this 1546-nucleotide messenger RNA. It is a transcript of the gene tspan10, whose product is annotated as tetraspanin 10. Gene Ontology annotation, cellular component: plasma membrane. The record is from RefSeq and is a predicted model, not a curated record. The transcript is spliced from 2 exons. NCBI's taxonomy places the organism in Eukaryota, Metazoa, Chordata, Actinopteri, Syngnathiformes, Syngnathidae. The annotation marks the transcript as partial.